Messenger RNA from Eimeria maxima, 1889 nucleotides. RefSeq lists its product as hypothetical. The annotation marks the transcript as partial. Gene Ontology annotation, cellular component: mitochondrion. NCBI's taxonomy places the organism in Eukaryota, Apicomplexa, Conoidasida, Eucoccidiorida, Eimeriidae. The record is from RefSeq and is a predicted model, not a curated record. The transcript has 4 exons.
AUGCACAAAUACCUCGGAUAUGGGGCAUCUGAUGUAUUUAAACAAUUGAAACCGUCUGCAGCAAUAUCCGUGCGUCACCCUUCUGCUCGCUCCUUUGGCUUUGUGUCGGGCCCCCUUGGGGGGCCCCUCCCUUGGUCUGCCCGUAAGGGCGUCUUUAAUGGUGUACGAGGGGCCUCCCAGCUUUCUGGCCUCGGUGCCCUUUGGAAAGGGGGGGACCACAGAGACACCGUCACUGCCACAGGGGCCCCCGGGGGGCCAUCGGGAACCUUCCUGGAGGGUGGCCAAGAAGCUCCCGAGCUGUGUCUUGCAUUAGAAACGUCUUGCGAUGACACCGCCGCUGCCGUUGUUUCAAGCACGGGAGAGGUAUUAUCGAACUGCGUGUGGAGCCAGGGGAGGCUCAAUGCUGCCUUUGGUGGUGUCUGUCCAGCGGCAGCAGCAGCAGCACACAGAGCGCGCGUGCUGUCUGCCAUGGAAAAGGCCCUUUUCGAUGCGGGUGUCGAUUCUUUUUCUCUGAAAUAUGUUGCAUUCACGGAGGGCCCUGGCUUGUCUUUGUGUCUACGGGUAGCAGCAGAAGCAGCAGCAGCAUUUGUAGCGUCGCUGGCUACCCUCAUUAAGUUGGCCUCUCAUAAGGAGACGCAGCAGCCUCCUUCCACUAAUAGUCUAAAUUCACUGCUUUCUGCUGCAUAUGAAACGGUUAUAAAGGAAUUUACGGGGGCCCCUAAUGCCAAGGGCCCGCCGGGGGGGCCCCCAGAGGGCCUCUCAAAUGAGCUGGUGCAGGAUCCCGUCAACCCUCCCAUAUCGAUUGAGCCUUUUUGGCAUUUGUGCUGCUCCUUCCGCGCCCUCUUAAGCGACAGCACGAAACCUUUUUACGUAAAGCCUCUGCAGCACCAGCAGCAGGGGCAGUACCAGGUGCAACAGCUACUGCAGCAGAAGGCAGCUGCAGUGGAAGCUGUGAGGCAGAGGAUAUCUGCUGCUGCUUCUGUGCUGCCUGCUGUUGUGGGAGUUCAUCAUCUGCAGGGGCAUGCCUUCAGCACAGCUCUUCCUGGUGCUGCUGUUUAUUCCCUUAGCAGCAGCAGGGAGGCCCCCCACAGCAGCGGAGACCCUUAUGCACAAACUGAAGCAACAACAGCAGCAGCAGGAGCAGGGAGGGGAGGUGCAACAGCAUCGCAUGCAGCAGCGGCUGCUGCUACAACGGCAGGUGCAGCAGCAACAGGUUCCGCAGCAGCAGUGGUAACAGCAGCAAGAGACCCUGUUGUCCCAAUGGAGCCGUUGCUGUGUGCGCUGCUAACAGGGGCCAACUCUCAGUUUUCAAUUUUACAGCGCGGGUUUGUGGCGGAUGAUGGGAGGCAGCGGGAGCAGCAACAUAUUCUAAGGUCACCGAUGGUGCCCCAGCGGGAGGCUCAUUUGCUGCUGGAAGUUCAGCAGCAGCAGCAGCAGCAGCAGCAGCAGCAGCAGCCUGUGCAACAACACUUCUUCUUCCAACCGCGCCUAGACCUGAAGCAUUGGGGAGCCGAAGGGGUAGAUGAUGCCAGCAGAGCUUCUGUAGAUAAAAAACAGCUCAGCAGCCAACAAACUGCUGCUGAUGCUGCUGCUGAUGCUGUUGAUGCUGCUGCUGCUGCAAGGGGAUUUCUUGGAGGCGACCCCAGCAACACACUGCCGUUGCCUUAUUCCUUCCUGACUCUUGGGAGAACACUCGAUGAUGCACUUGGAGAGGCCCUGGAUAAGGCAGCGAGGCAGCUGCGGACUCUUGCUGCCCCUACCCAACAACAACAGCAGCAGCAACAGGCAGGAGGAGCAUACCUGGAGUCUAUGGCAGCGGGCGCGGAUUCUACCGACUUGCAGCUGCCCGCUGCUCCUUUAUCUCACAUGCAUAGUACUCUAAAUAUGAG